CGACAGUGGUUCCUGGAAAAGAUCUGAAUCGUUUUAUAACCAAACCCAGCUGCGGUCUGGUGUGGGGUGCAGUCUCCUUGCGUGCAUGCAUGUGUGUGUGUGCGUUAAAGUGUGUGCGUGUUUUCGUCUGAGCGAGGUAGAAGGAGAGGAAGGGGUUUCUGCGCUUCCCUUCCCAACAGAGAGAAAAAGAGAGAGGGGGAGAGAGAGAGAGAGAAAAGUUUGCUCUUGUUCUCCCCUUGCCUCUUUUUUUUAGGCAUGAACGCCGAGACCUGCUUUUCAUACAGCGAUAUGACAUCCAUGGAUUCAUAUUAUAGUCCCUCUGCUGCGCAAGGUAGGGAUCACCAGACGGACCACUUUAGGACAUUCCCAGCUACUGACACCAAAUACAGCCCCACUGCCUUCCUGCCCAACAAAGGUCAGGCUUACGGAGAAAAGUCCCGGAGCCCCUUCCAGCAGGAGUGCCAGUCAUUGGAUGCCGCUGCAGCUGGGCAAGGCACUUUCAGCAAAUACCACCUCUUCAUGCAGAGGUCUUCUUGCAAAACACCCCCCGAGGAGGACAAACUACACCAGGAGAGGGGACACAACGGAGCGCUCAUCCCGUGUUAUGGUAAAGACAGUUCAGGUCUGACAGACUCUGAUUUGGCCCCUGACUCUGACCCACCUGGAAUGGACGGCAGAUAUCUGGCUGUGAAGGAUCAAGGUGUCAAGGCGGCCUCCGAUAGACCGCCAGGCACUGAUUUAGCCAGCCCAAUGGACAAGGCUGAUGGUGGCGAAAGCAACAAAGGCAAGAAGAGACGCAACCGCACGACCUUCACGAGCUACCAACUGGAGGAGCUGGAGAAGGUUUUCCAGAAAACACACUAUCCUGAUGUUUACGCUCGAGAGCAGCUCGCACUGAGGACCGACCUGACUGAAGCCCGAGUGCAGGUGUGGUUCCAGAACCGAAGAGCCAAAUGGAGGAAAAGGGAGCGCUUUGGUCAGAUGCAGCAGGUCCGAACUCAUUUCUCAACAGCUUAUGAACUGCCUCUUCUAACGCGUCCUGAAAACUACGCACAGAUUCAGAACCCUUCCUGGAUCGGCGGCAGCAGUGCAGCGUCUCCUGUGCCGGGUUGUGUGGUGCCCUGCGACACUGUGACUCCCUGCAUGACUCCUCACCCCCACUCUGCCAGCGGGGUGUCUGAUUUUCUGGGUGUACCGAGUCCUGGAGGCCACAUGGGACAGGCUCACAUGGGCAGCCUGUUUGGAGGAUCUCCCAGCAUGGCUGCCGGCAUCAACACAUACGAUCUCAACAUGGACCCUGACCGCAAGUCCUCCAGUAUCGCUGCUUUGCGCAUGAAAGCCAAAGAGCACAGUGCAGCCAUAUCCUGGGCCACAUGAUGUGCUGAUCCAUGCUGGAUGGUGGAGGGGGAGGGGGGACCUUGUUGAUCCUCGAAAAGUUUAAAAAAAAAAAACCCAGUACUGGGUUGAGGAGGCACUAAAAUCAGAACUCUAAAGGCAACAGUGACUACCUUCAAAAAUGCUGCAAUAUAAAGAUUAUGUAAAAAGAGAAAAAAAAAAACAACGAUUUGGCAAAAUAAGCGAUGCCAUGUUUUUCAGUGCCUCUGAUGGGAGAAAGCAACCAUGCUGAGCUCUGUGGAAGCCUGGUGGGAGGUGAUGCUGUGCUGUGUAACAGGAGUUGCAGUGUAGUACUGACGAUGCAAAGAAAAGUUGAAUUAUUUCAAACAAAGCCAUGCACUUAUUUGCUCAAGUACAGAAAUUUCUGUUUGUACAGUGCUUUCAGUGUCUGCAGCUCUUUGUUUGGUGCUGUUUUAUUCUUACCUUGUUAUUUAAAUUUAGAGUGUUAUUGUUUUUUUCCUCUCUAGUCAUUUUGUUGGAAGGUUUUGAUUUUACCAAAAAGUUCAGCAAGCAUCCUUAGAAAAACAUUCAAUUCAGAUUUUGUUGUUUUAUGCCACAUACAUAUUACUCGAAGGCUGAUUUACUGAAGUCAUGCUGGUGCUAAGAUAAAGCCUCAGAAAACCAUUCGGCAUGUCCACCACAUUAAGAAACUUCUCACUUCCAAGACAAAUGUUAAAAUAAACAACUCUGGGUGUGUGUUUCAGCAGCUAAAACACUUAGAAGUGGUUCUACCCUCCAGCAUUUAAAAAGUCAAACAGAUGAAAAGUGGUUUGUUUAACUGUGGCCAGUGUGAGAGAUCCACCUGCCGCACUGACUCAGCCUGCUGAUGCCCAGAGAGAGCAGGAGAUGGAGGAGGAAGUGGUGUGUGGGAGUAUGAGAGAGGCCCAGCAGGCCUGCUGCUCUCAGGGCUGAAGAGCCUGGGAGCGCCAGCCUCCGAACAGGCGCAGCUCUGUUUUCAGGGGGAAAGACUCCAAGUGGACAUGGCUGUGCCCCUUGCAUUUCUUGGUCUCACAGGUUUCAGAGAGAGAAGUGCCUACUAGUCAGUCAGACUGCCAGGAAUAACAGAGAAACCAGCAGAAGCCUCUUUUGAAACAGAGAAGGCUGGUGGAGAUUACACAGAGUGUGUUGACAGAAAGGAUGUCAGUGUUCAACAGCCUUUUCUGGACUUUAACAUGGCUGAGUUUGGCUGUCAGAACUCAGCAGUCAUGAGGUAGCGCUGGCACACAUGUCAUUAUAUUUCUUUCUCUUUUUUUCAUUCAAAGUUUUUGUCAAAGGAUGCCAGAUUAACCUGUCAUUAUUUUUAAGGUUUUGAUGUGGCCCCUUGGAUGAUUCAAUGCAGCACUUAGCUUCAUCCUCCAUCUUCAGACACUAAAGUCCUGUUCUACCCCAACAAAACACGCCUCUGUUCUCCUGUAUCUUACAUAUCUUCACAGUCAAGAGGGUUUCAGAGGUAGUGGUGGUGUUACAUCUGGGCCACUAGCAAAGCUUUCCUCUUGACUGGACCCCUAAUGAAGAGCUCCAAAUUCCCAAAUUCACUGUGUGAAGUUUGUUUCAGAUUUUGCACUACCAGAGUGCAGUAACAACUGGGUUCUGCAUUAUUAUGGCACUGCCGUAGAAGAGUCAUGCAUCAAAAAUCUAACUCAAAAACCGUACAUUUUGGAAUUUAUAGCAUAAAACAACAGUGCAAGUAAAUAACUGACAGAAAUGUCAGUCUCUGGACAGGUAAUAAUGUAUCUGUCAUCUACAGCACGCUGUCCCAGAAAGGAGCGACUAAACAGACCCAAAAGUUUUCCACUAAACCCCCCCAGAUACUUAAAGCAGCAAAGGUUCCUAAUUGAAUUGGUUAAAACAUGUAGGAAAAAUACAUGCAAUGAUUUUGUACCUGAUUCUCAGCCCAGAGACAUGGCAACAAAAGCCUGGAUUUCUAAAUAGCAUAUAUUUUUGCCAAGAUAAAGCAUCGAAAUGAUUCAUAUUCCAUGUCUUUAUUCUUUCUACAGGCUUCACUCCCUGUUUAGCUUCAUCAGGGUUUCAACAAUAUGUCCGUGGAAAAACAAGGGCAAGGUAGAGGUUAAAGUGAGCUGGACCCAGGUAAAUAUCUCAUACCUUGAUAGGGAUGUCAUUCAAAUAUUUACACCAGAAAGGCAUGCUUCAGUGACAGGAAUAGCAGAUGAGCUUUACCAGUACAGUAUCAUGAGGUUAUGCACGUUUUCCUUUGUUUGCUGAGCCUGAUUUAGGCUUAAAGCACAACAAAGCGUUUCAUGGUCUCAGAAGCCGAUACCUUGUAGGACCCCUUGAGGCAGAGCAACCAUCGCUAAUUCCCUAAACUGAACCACAUUCACCGUCCUCCUGGGUAGGUAAGAGAAGCAAGGUGCAGGCCAUAAUCUGUCAGCAGAGCAGAUCAGCCCUGAGUCAUCCAAAUUACAUCCAGUUUCGCUCUUCGCUCCAAAUGCGAGGCAUGUGCACACAUAGAGGACACGUCUCAGAGCUGAGAGGGUAUCCUUGCGAAUGUGAACAUGGGGCCCCCUGUGCUCGGGCCGAGGGGUUGGACGGAGGGCGAGCUGUGAGGGCGUCUGCUGUGUUCCGGUGUUCUGGGAAAAGGACAGUGCACACAGCUGCGCUCAGGGGGUAAAUGCAAAACAAACAUGCCUCACACAUGCUUCCCUCUCAGCUGUCAUGGCUCUGCUUUCAAAGAUUCAACCCCCCCGUCACACACAUUGCUCUGCGCCCCUCUCUUCGCUCGCUUCCACUACGUCCACCGGUCCAAAGCUGCAGGCCUUCAGCCGAAGGGUCCGAGUUGCAGCCGCUCGGCCAACCCAGGAAGGCUUUUUAAUUAAUACUGAGCUAUGUGGAGGCUGUGGGCUGCAGUAUUGUGUGUCAGGAUGGACGGGAGCGUCUGUCUCACAUGCUGCGACGAGCUGCUCAGGUUUACAGACAACAAACCAACCGUUUUCAAUAUUCCCAGCACAUUUAAAGUCCAUUGUUCUUCUUCUGAAACACCUCUGAUGACAUCUUCAACUUCCAGAAACCACAAAUGCAUCCUUUUUACCGCCUAAAGUACUCGUCCUACCAUCACGAGGACUGAUGAUGCAAGACCAGCUUUACAUUAAAACAAACUUCUUGAGCGAUGAUGCCACUGUCCACUUUUUUUUCCAUUUUCUAAUACUACUGAAGUCAGGCAAUCAGUAAAGGAGUAAAUAUGUGUUAAAUAUGCGUGCUGUUGUGUGCAUGUACAUUUUUGUGCAUGUAGAAAUGAUUGAAGUGUCACAACUCUUGAAAAUGUUACUAAUUUGAUGCUCUGUUUUAUUUUAUGAGGCAAUUUAUCGAGUUUUUGAGUGUAUCGAUUUUCUUAAAUUUGAUGAUGUAUAAUUGUUUUUCUCUUGACAUGUAAUUCUUUCAAAGUUUUUUUUCAUGUUUGUGUGGCUUUAAGCUGUCUUUUGAAAUGAGAGUAUGAAUUUACUCAUGCUUGUGUUACGUUUUAUGUGAUUAAAGUACAAUAAGUUAUUGCAA
Molecule: messenger RNA, 4902 nt
Organism: Amphiprion ocellaris (clown anemonefish)
Lineage: Eukaryota; Metazoa; Chordata; Actinopteri; Pomacentridae
Gene: alx4a
Product: ALX homeobox 4a
Exons: 4
Coding region: 256-1377 (373 amino acids)
Biological process (GO): regulation of transcription by RNA polymerase II
Molecular function (GO): DNA-binding transcription activator activity, RNA polymerase II-specific; RNA polymerase II transcription regulatory region sequence-specific DNA binding
Source: RefSeq, a predicted model, not a curated record